Suillus fuscotomentosus is the source of this 552-nucleotide messenger RNA. RefSeq lists its product as uncharacterized. The record is from RefSeq and is a predicted model, not a curated record. The coding region runs from base 1 to 552 and encodes 183 amino acids. The transcript is spliced from 3 exons. Lineage: Eukaryota; Fungi; Basidiomycota; Agaricomycetes; Boletales; Suillaceae.
AUGAUUUUGCUCACUCUCUCCACUGAACGUGUUCGCAAUACCGUCAUCACCAACGAGCAAGGACAAGCCAUUUACAAAACAGACACUCCGUUCAGACUAGGCACCCGCACCACGACCAUUCAGAAAAUCAAGCCAAAUGAUAACCAGGAACAUAUGCGCGACCAGUUCGAUGUCUUAGGAGAGAUUGAGUGGCACACAUUUGUUUCCUCAAAAUUCCGUUACCAUGGAACUGAAGUAAAGACGACGGAGUUCAUACCGAAGAAAGGCCUAUGGGAUCGGAAGCGCGUCUUCACAGGACCAGAUGGUCGUCCCUAUCGCUGGGACCUCAAGGCCAGAGUGGUAGUUCUCUCGCGGGACGAUAAGCCUCGGACAGAGGUCGCUCGCUUUCAUAGAGCGACUCUAGGAAUUAUAGGAAGGAAACGUAAAGCCACGUUGGAAGUAUCUCCUGAAGUGGCUCACAUGAUGGAUACUAUCAUCGUGACGUUCAUCUAUGUCGAACAACUUAGAAGGAACAAAGAACAAGCCUCGAAAAGAGCCGCAGCGUCAGCCUGA